AUGACGAUGAUUCCCUUGGCGAAUGCCCCCACUACUGGGGUUGUCGUGCUGCUCAUUAUCAUCAGUUUGAUAUAUGGUGUGACGGUUCAGGGCAGACGAAAUGCCAGGCUUCCUCCAGGGCCUCCUACCCUCCCUAUCAUUGGAAAUCUUCACCAGCUUCCUAGAGAUAAAGGGUAUCUCCAGUUUGCGAAAUGGGCUAAGGAAUAUGGGCAAAUUUAUUCUUUGAAGAUUGCCUCCCGGACCAUGAUCGUGAUCUCCAGUCGACGUCUUGUCAAAGAGAUUAUGGAUAAGAAGAACUCCAUCAGUGGGUUCCGGCCCCCAGCGUAUGCUGUGAACAACUUGAUAUACAAAGGAGACUUUCUCCUUCUUAUGAACCCGGACGAUGCCAAAUUCCGUCGAGAACGGAAGCUCAUUCAUCAGUUCUACAUGGACUCAGUAUGCGAAAAAAGGCACCUGCCCUACAUUAUCGCAGAAUCAGCUCAACUAAUGGUCGAUAUUCUGAAUGACUCUGAUAGGUGGUCCGAUCAUUCCACAAGAUACACCAAUAGCCUCAUCAUGAGUACAAUCUAUGGGUUUCGUACUCCUUCCACCGACACAGUGCAUUUACAUAGAGUUCUCGAUAUCGCCCACGAUCUGUCUCGCGUUAUAAUGCCCGGCAAGCUACCCCCGGUGGAUAUAUUCCCAUUUCUGAACUACCUUCCCGAGCGGCUCUUUGACAAUUGGCGGUCCAAAUGCCGGAAUGUUGCUAAAAAGAGCGACAAAUUAUAUGCCGAGUUUUUAGACCAUGUCAUUGAGCGUAGGGAGAAACUCGGCUCCAAGGACACUUUUGCCGACAAGGUCCUCGAGCAGAAAGGUGAUGAUGCAUUCACACGACACGAAGUUAUGUACCUCCUUUCGACGGUACUUGAUGCAGGCACCGAUACCACAUCAGGCGCUUUCAAUACACUUGUGCAGAUGCUCACACAAAACCAGCAUAUUCUAAAAGAUGCUCAGGAAGAGAUGGACCAGGUCGUGGGUGAGAAUCGCACUCCCUGCUGGGAAGACUUUGGAAAGCUCCAAUUGGUGGUCGACAACUACGCCUUGCCGAAAGGAAGUUCUAUCAUCGUCAAUAUAUCAGGAUUACAUCACGACGAAAAGAAGUUUCCAAAUGCGCUGGAAUUUGAUCCUAAGAACUAUGAAGGGAAAGACGGCCUUGCUACAGCAUACUCCAACGCGGCGAACUACGAAGACAGGGAUCACUACGGUUACGGUUUUGGUCGACGUUUGUGUCCUGGAAUUCACUUUGCAGAACGGUCUCUGUUUAUUACCUUUUCAAAGCUGAUUUGGGGGUUUGAUAUUGCACCAGCUAAGGAUGACCAGGGUAGGCCAGUUCCGAUUAACACUGAUUGGGCUACUGGAUAUUCGGGGGGCGCAAUUCUGCACCCUGAUCAUUUCCAAACUUGUAUCAAAGUUCGCUCUGAAAAGAAGAGAGAGAUUCUUCUGAGGGAUUUUGAAGAGGCGAAAAAGUUGUUCUCUACGCUCGAUGCGCCUCCGAGAGAGAAUUGA
This is a messenger RNA of Exophiala oligosperma, 1545 nucleotides long. RefSeq lists its product as uncharacterized. The record is from RefSeq and is a predicted model, not a curated record. The transcript has 4 exons. Gene Ontology annotation, molecular function: heme binding; iron ion binding; monooxygenase activity. Bases 1 to 1545 code for a protein of 514 amino acids. Lineage: Eukaryota; Fungi; Ascomycota; Eurotiomycetes; Chaetothyriales; Herpotrichiellaceae.